This is a messenger RNA of Perca fluviatilis (European perch), 3803 nucleotides long. It is a transcript of the gene rela, whose product is annotated as v-rel avian reticuloendotheliosis viral oncogene homolog A. Lineage: Eukaryota; Metazoa; Chordata; Actinopteri; Perciformes; Percidae. The coding region runs from base 162 to 2027 and encodes 621 amino acids. Gene Ontology annotation, molecular function: DNA-binding transcription factor activity, RNA polymerase II-specific; RNA polymerase II cis-regulatory region sequence-specific DNA binding. The record is from RefSeq and is a predicted model, not a curated record. The transcript is spliced from 11 exons. Gene Ontology annotation, cellular component: cytoplasm. Gene Ontology annotation, biological process: canonical NF-kappaB signal transduction; non-canonical NF-kappaB signal transduction; inflammatory response.
GUGUACACAGAUGUGGGUGGAGCGAAGGAGGCGACAGGACAGCAAUGUCAAGAAGUUUUUCUGUGUCCGCGCUGUCGCGUCUUUUAGCUGAAAAGACAAAAACAAACAACAAAUAAACAGUGGUGUCGACGGAGAAGCGCGAGUCGGACCCGGACACGGCCAUGGACAGUGUGUAUGGAUGGGGCCUGACCCCACUCAACCCAGUCCAAGCUGCAACCCCCUACAUAGAGAUCAUCGAGCAGCCCAAGCAGAGGGGGAUGAGGUUUAGGUAUAAGUGUGAGGGCCGUUCGGCUGGCAGCAUCCCCGGGGAGAAGAGCAACGAAACCACUAAGACCCACCCAGCUAUCAAGGUGCACAACUACAGCGGCCCGCUGCGUGUUCGCAUCUCGUUGGUGACGAAGAACGCGCCCCACAAGCCUCACCCCCACGAACUGGUUGGGAAAGACUGCAAACAUGGCUACUAUGAGGCGGACCUGCAGGAGAGACGGAUACACAGUUUUCAGAACCUGGGCAUACAGUGUGUCAAGAAGAAGGAUGUGAAUGAGGCCAUCACUUGUAGGCUGCAGACCAAUAAUAACCCCUUCAACAUUCCCGAGGCGAAGGUGUGGGAGGAAGAGUUUGACCUGAACUCGGUUCGGCUUUGCUUCCAGGCCUCCAUCACUCUGCCAGCAGGGGAUCUGUUCUCUCUGGACCCCGUGGUGUCGCAGCCCAUCUUUGACAACAGGGCCCCAAACACAGCUGAGCUAAAGAUCUGCCGAGUCAACCGCAACUCUGGAAGCUGCAAAGGAGGGGAUGAAAUCUUUCUGCUGUGUGACAAAGUGCAAAAAGAAGACAUCGAGGUGCGUUUCUUCCAGGACUCCUGGGAGGGGAAGGGCACGUUCUCCCAGGCUGACGUCCACAGGCAGGUGGCCAUUGUGUUCCGCACGCCGCCAUACCGCGACACUAACCUCUCAGAGCCAAUUAGAGUCAAGAUGCAGCUCCGCCGGCCCUCUGACCGCGAGGUCAGCGAGCCAAUGGACUUCCAGUAUCUGCCCGCUGACCCAGAUGAAUACAGGCUGAGUGAGAAGAGGAAGCGUACAGGGGACAUGUUCCAGAGCCUGAAGCUGGGGCCCAUGCUGUCUAGUGUGUCCAUUCCACAAGAUAGACGGCACAUAAGCCCGGCAAGGAGAACAGUCACAGCCAAGGCUCCGUCCCAAGGUGCAGCUGUGCUGCCCCCUGGUGCCAGUGGAGCAAAAGCCCAGCCUUCCUACUCCUAUCAACCAGGCCAGCUCUUCUCAGUCCAGCCCAAGAUGGAGGCCUCCCCCUCCAACUCUGCUGCAGCCUCAAACCAAACCUGGAGGAUCAUGGAGAGCCUGAACCUGGGCUCCCAGCCCAAAGCCACGCCCGUGUCCAACUUUACACUGAGCCAGGCAGCCCCCUCCUGCCCCUCUACCGCCGCUCCCACCACCAACCAAGACUACCCCACCGUCAACCUGUCAGACCUCCAUGAAUUCUUCCCCAACAUUUCCUCGGCCAUGGCCCAGGAGCCUGCACCUUCUCAGGGGAGCGCCGCCUCCUCGCAGCCCAGCGGCUCCUUCACCAUGCACGGCUCUCAGUUCCGGGUGGACGGCGAACUCGCGGACGACGAUAUGCCAGAGUUCCCGAGCUUCUCCGAAGCCCAGGCCUCAGGCGCUCUGGACAACCUAAACAUGGACGACUUUGAGGACCUUCUGAACCCCGCCCUGAUGAGCGAGAGUGGAAACGGCAGCUCCAUGUUGGCUCAAGCUUCGUGCCAACAGGCCGCCCCUCCCAGCUCUUCUUCUGCGGCCCACAGCGCAGCAUCCCAGAACACUUCUGACCCCGCCGGCAUCCCAGGAAGCACCUGGAUGAAUUACCCCAACAGCAUCGUCAACUUGCUCCAGAACGAGGGCAUGAUCGGCAUGGCGUCCAACAACAACAACCACCGGCCCCCCGUGCUGGACGAGUUUGAUGAGUUGAUGUCCGCCGACGAGGAUCGUCUAAUUUCUAUUUUUAAUAGUGGAAGCUAACCUGGGUUUGUGUCGGGACACCCGACUUCAAGCUUAUCCACGUGAAUUGUUUUAAGGACUUAUUUACAUAGUCCACUUGUAUCUGCCCUUUUUACCUUCUGAACUAAAAGUCCUUUGUUGUUAUAAAAGACAAAAAAAGGAAACAAGGUGGAUAUAAUAGGGCUGUAAGAGACGGAAUGUAGCAAAACUGCUCACUGUGGAAACACCAGCAAAGACUCUUAUGGAAUGCUAUUAGAGGGUUUUGCCAGGCCUUUAGAUACAGUUUGACCGAAAAAUGAUAUAAAAGACAGGACUGAACUAGUUCAGAUUUUUUUCUUUUCGCCUUUGUUAAAGCCUUGUACUAUACAGACAAUCUGAUCAGAUUGCAGAAGACAUCUGAGGCCUGUACUCGCGUAUUUUACAUAAGAAGAGCAAACUAUAAUUCUACAUGAAUAUGAAGAACACAGACACUGUUUUACAAGCAAAACACAAUACACUCGCUGCUUCCUAAAACCGGAAGGAAAGCCGGCAAAAAAAUAAAUAAAUAGCCGACACCGUAAAUGCGUAAAUCACAACGCUUAUCAAUAUCACUUCCACAUCAGUCAGACACAAAGAUCUGACCAUAAUUACACUUGUGCUUUCCAUAUCUUCCGUUGCUUUAACCUGUUAUUUCAGUUGCAACCCUGGCAGUGGGAAGCAAUCGUGAGAGCAAAGAAAAAAUAUAAAAACAUAAUUCAAACUGAUGUGUGGCAUUGGCGACACACGGCUCAACAAUGCGACAAAUAGCCUAUACGUAAUUCCCUCCGCUGAAAAUCUGUAUUUCAUAAAAAUAGCGAUCAGGGAACGUUAACGGGGUUGUCGGUCUCUCAAUGUCUGAACUUUUCUGAGCGUACCUCUCUCUCGCUCUCCCUCGCUCUUCCUCCCUGCACCAAGCUCCAUUUGAUCUUCUAAGAACGGUGACGCCGUUAUCAACCGAGUAUUGAUUGGUCGCCAGGCGGUGCUUUUACACCGGUUCUCUAAUCUCCAACAUAACCUGCUCUCGACCAGGUUCAGCGUAAGUUCUCACGGCGAUUGAACCCGGUAACAAUCGAUCCACCGCCAUGGUACACGAAACCCUGGGUUGAACCUGAAGUUACCACAGUAAACGCCAAAUCUUGCCUCGUAGUACAGGCCUCUGUUCUGUGCAACACGUUAAGCAUGUUUUUGUCAUGUGAACAUCUUUGGUCACUCUGAAAUGUGUACGUUUUGGUCUGCCUUUUGAUUUUUAAACAAAGCGGUAGGUGUUAAUCAAGACGUAGAGGUAAGUCUAUGCAAACGAUGCCCAUCGUCCUUGUAAUUAAAUGUCCCCAUGUAUUACUUUGAAACUUAUUUGAAUGUGUCGUGAAGGUCAGCAGUAACUAACUUUCUUACGCAGGUUCCUUUGUUGAGUGUCAACAAAAUGUAGUAGUGAACCAAAUGAAGGUCUACAUAUAAUUAUUAAACAAGCAACAUUUAUAAGUACAUGCUUAUAGCAGAGAAGCUCACACUCGUGGAGCUGUAUCCAAUCUCGUUUUUUGUGUAAUUUCCUCUGGUCUCGAAUCAGUUUUUCUACAGUUAUUUUAUGUAAUAAUGGCUGCAGUUUAACUCAAUAUUUCAGACCUGUAAGUCAACUUGCUUUACUCUGUAGUAAAAGAUGCUGUUUUAUACUGGUAUGAUGUUAGCAGGUUAUGCCAUAUGCCUUUUUGUUGUAAUAAAUGAUUGUCACAAAAAAAUAAAUCCAAAACACUUUUCUUGUCAAUAAAAACCACAACAUAUUAA